GGGGCGAAGGGGCGGAACCGCAUGCGGACGCACGUACCGCUUCGCUCUCGGGGGCCGACUCAGCGGCGGAAGUGGCGCCGCUGGAAGAUCUUCUUCCGCUCUGAGGAGCUACUGAGGCUGCGGAGCCGGACUGCGGCUGGGGCGGGAAGAGCCGGGGCCGUGGCUGACAUGGAGCAGCCCUGCCACUGAGGCCCCGCCCUCCCCGCCCUGAGGUGGGGGCCCACCAGGAUGAGCAAGCUGGCCCGAGACUUGGAGUGCAGCCUGCCUGCCGUGGCCUCCUUGGGCUCCUCGCUGUCUCACAGCCAGAGCCUCUCCUCGCACCUCCUUCCGCCACCUGAGAAGCGCAGGGCCAUCUCUGAUGUCCGCCGCACCUUCUGUCUCUUUGUCACCUUCGACCUGCUCUUCAUCUCCCUGCUCUGGAUCAUUGAACUGAAUACCAACACAGGCAUCCGCAAGAACUUGGAGCAGGAGAUCAUCCAGUACAACUUCAAAACUUCCUUCUUUGACAUCUUCGUCCUGGCCUUCUUCCGCUUCUCUGGACUGCUCCUGGGCUAUGCCGUGCUGCGGCUUCGGCACUGGUGGGUCAUUGCGGUCACGACGCUGGUGUCCAGUGCAUUCCUCAUUGUCAAGGUCAUCCUCUCUGAGCUGCUCAGCAAAGGGGCAUUUGGCUACCUGCUCCCCAUCGUCUCCUUCGUCCUCGCCUGGUUGGAGACCUGGUUCCUUGACUUCAAAGUCCUACCCCAGGAAGCCGAAGAGGAACGAUGGUAUCUUGCCGCCCAGGCUGCUGUUGCCCAUGGACCCCUGCUGUUCUCCGGUGCGCUGUCCGAGGGACAGUUCUAUUCACCCCCAGAAUCCUUUGCAGGGUCUGACAAUGAAUCAGAUGAAGAAGUUGCUGGAAAGAAAAGUUUCUCUGCUCAGGAGCGGGAGUACAUCCGCCAGGGGAAGGAGGCCACAGCAGUGGUGGACCAGAUCUUGGCCCAGGAAGAGAACUGGAAGUUUGAGAAGAAGAAUGAAUAUGGGGACACCGUGUAUACCAUUGAAGUUCCCUUUCACGGCAAGACGUUCAUCCUGAAGACCUUCCUGCCCUGCCCUGCGGAGCUCGUGUACCAGGAGGUGAUCCUGCAGCCUGAGAGGAUGGUGCUGUGGAACAAGACAGUGACCGCCUGCCAGAUCCUGCAGCGAGUGGAAGACAACACCCUCAUCUCCUAUGACGUGUCUGCAGGGGCUGCGGGCGGCGUGGUCUCCCCAAGGGACUUUGUGAAUGUCCGGCGCAUUGAGCGGCGCAGGGACCGAUACUUGUCAUCAGGGAUCGCCACCGCACACAGUGCCAAGCCCCCGACGCACAAAUAUGUCCGGGGAGAGAAUGGCCCCGGGGGCUUCGUCGUGCUCAAGUCAGCCAGUAACCCCCGUGUCUGCACCUUUGUCUGGAUUCUUAAUACAGAUCUCAAGGGCCGCCUGCCCCGGUACCUCAUCCACCAGAGCCUCGCGGCCACCAUGUUUGAAUUUGCCUUUCACCUGCGACAGCGCAUCAGCGAACUGGGGGCAAGGGCGUGACUGUGCCCCCACCCACCCUGUGGGCCAGGGUCCUGUCGCCACCACUUCCAGAGCCAGAAAGGGGGCCAGUUGGGCUUCCGCUGCCCACAUAGGACCUGGCCCCAGGCUGUCACCCUCCACUGAGCCAUGCAGUGCCUGGAGUCGACUGUCUGAGCAGGCUGUGCGGUGGAGCACUGGACUCUGGGACUCCCCUGGCUGGAGAAAGUGGGGUCUGGCCUGCUGAUGUUUACAUGGUGCCCUGCCUCCUGGAGGAGCAGAUUGCUGUCCCUUGCCUUGCCAGGGCAGGGUCUGGGCUGGGCGCCUGACUUGGCUGGGGAGGGCCAGCGCGGGGGCAGGGCAGGGCAGCCUGUCACCCGUGUGAAGAUGAAGGGAUUCUUCAUCUGCCUGUGCUCUCGUGGGUUUUUUUAGGAUUAUUGAAAGAGUCUAGCCGGGCGCGGUGGCUCAAGCCUGUAAUCCCAGCACUUUGGGAGGCCGAGACGGGCGGAUCACGAUGUUAGGAGAUCGAGACCAUCCUGGCUAAUACGGUGAAACCCCGUCUCUACUAAA
Molecule: messenger RNA, 2100 nt
Organism: Rhinopithecus roxellana (golden snub-nosed monkey)
Lineage: Eukaryota; Metazoa; Chordata; Mammalia; Primates; Cercopithecidae
Gene: STARD3
Product: StAR related lipid transfer domain containing 3
Exons: 15
Coding region: 229-1554 (441 amino acids)
Cellular component (GO): late endosome
Molecular function (GO): cholesterol transfer activity; cholesterol binding
Source: RefSeq, a predicted model, not a curated record